AUGGUUCAACCAACUCGACCACCUGCCAAUGGCUUCGUCGCCGCUACUAGAAAGCUGUACAACCCGCUCGGCUUCUCCAAGGGUUACAACUUUGUCCUCUUCUUCAUCUUCUUCGGCGCCCUCAUGGGCUUCACCCUCGCCCGCUUGCAGUACCUCAGCUUCGACACGUUCUGCAAGGGCGCGGCUCCCGGGGAGUGCUUCAGCUAUCGCAAGGGCUACAAGAAAGCCGGGAUCAUCAUCCAUCUUUCCGGCAUCCUCCCCGCCGGCUUCCUGGCAUGCUUCCAGUUCGUGCCCGUCAUCCGUCACAAGGCCCUGCUGUUCCACCGCAUCAACGGCUACGUCAUCAUCUUGUUGGCGAUUGUCAGCACCGCCGGCGCGUUCAUGAUCGCGCGGAACGCCUUUGGUGGCGGUCUCGACGUCCAGGCCGGCGUUGGGCUCCUGGGCAUCAUGUUCGUCGGCUCUCUGACGCUGGCCUAUGUCAACAUCAAGAGGCUUCAGAUCGAGCAGCACCGAGCCUGGAUGCUGCGCGCCUGGUUUUACGCCGGCUCCAUCAUCACCUUACGCCUCAUCCAGUUCACUUGUGUCGUUAUCAUCAGCCGAAUCGGCACCUACUACGUCGCGCGUCCGUGUGAACAAGUUGCAGGCACGAUUGACGACACAAACCGAACAAUCGAGCUGUAUCCGGACUGCGCCGCAUACUUCUCCGGGGCAAACCCUGAUCAACACACGGUUGUUCACGCGGAUCUUCUCAACGCAACAUCCGCUGCCGAAGCUGGAGCGGCUGUUAGCAUGCCAUUCGGAAUGGCGCUCUGGCUAGCACUGGCGAUUCACGCCAUUGGUAUCGAGCUAUACUUGAGACUCACUCCAGCAGAAACUGAGAGGCUCCGCGAGGUAUCUUACAAGAGGCAGCUGGAAGCCGGCAUGAGCCCUGCGGGACGCGCCGGGUUGACGGCUGACCGCAUCGGGGAUUCGGAGGAGUGGCAGCCCAAGCAGAAGGAUUCUCGAGACGACUCCAUGACGCAAAUACCCACAACAAAGUGA
This is a messenger RNA of Colletotrichum higginsianum IMI 349063, 1041 nucleotides long. RefSeq lists its product as uncharacterized. The transcript is spliced from 3 exons. The record is from RefSeq and is a predicted model, not a curated record. NCBI's taxonomy places the organism in Eukaryota, Fungi, Ascomycota, Sordariomycetes, Glomerellales, Glomerellaceae. Bases 1 to 1041 code for a protein of 346 amino acids.